AUGGCCGGUCCCGUUCCUACCGCGACCUCGCUCGCCGACAUCUAUACCGAGGACGCGCUCCCCGCUCAGAACAAGCGCUGGUCGUCGCUGCUGUCGCAGUUCCAGUCCGAGUACGGCCACGCCGCCGCCGUCGUCGCCCGCUCCCCGGGCCGCGUCAACAUCAUCGGCGAGCACAUCGACUACUCCCUGUACUCGGUCCUGCCCAUGGCCAUCACCGCCGACGCUAUCCUCGCCUUCUCCGUCGCCGACACACCCGCCGACUCCGAGACCUUUACUCUGCGUGUCGCCAACGCCCAGUCCGACAAGUACCCCUCGCGCACCUUCGAGGUCCCCAUCGCCGGCGACGUGCCCAUCGACGCCGAGGUCCACGAGUGGUCCAACUACUUCAAGAGCGGCCUGCGCGGCGCCCUCGAGCUGCUGCGCCGCAAGCAUGGUGACGGCUUCCGGCCCAAGGGCAUGAACAUCCUCAUGGACGGCACUGUCCCCGUCGGCGGCGGCCUCAGCUCUAGCGCCGCCUUCGUCAGCGCCUCCGCGCUCGCCGUCAUGCUCGCCAACGGCGAGCAAAAGGUCGACAAGACCGAGCUGACCGAGCUGGCCAUUGUCAGUGAGCGCGCCGUCGGCGUCAACUCUGGCGGCAUGGACCAGUCCGCCUCCGUCUUCUCCCAGCGCGGCUCCGCCCUCUUCGUCUCCUUCACCCCGUCCCUGACCGCCCGCCCUGUCUUCUUCCCGACCACCAACCCGGAGCUGUCCUUCCUCAUCGCCCAGUCCUUCGUCACCUCCAACAAGCAGGUCACCGGCCCCAUCCACUACAACCUUCGCGUUGUCGAGUGCAGCAUGGCCGGCGCCUACCUCAACGCCGCCCUCAACCCGCCCGGCACCAACCUCCCCAAGGACGCCUCCCCGCUCGGCAUCUCUCUGCACGGCUUCCACGACGCCUACUUCGCCCACGGCAAGCAGCCCCAGGCCGACGGCGCCUCCAGGGAGGAGGCCGCCGAGGCGCAGCUCCGCGAGCUCAUCGACGUCACCAAGAACACCCUGACCAAGCCCGAGGGCUACACCCGCGAGGAGAUCGCCGGGGUGCUGGGCGUCUCCGCCGCAGAACUCGAGGCCAUCUUCAUGUCCAAGCUCUCCGUGCGCGCCGAGCGCUUCAAGCUGAGGCAGCGCGCCCUGCACGUCUUCGAGGAGGCCCUGCGCGUGCUGCAGUUCAUGAAGGUCCUCGAGCAGGAAGCCCCCGCCGACACCGCCGACACCGCCGACUACAACGCGCGCCUCGGCGGCCUCCUCAACGCGACGCAGGACUCGUGCCGCGACCUGUACGAGUGCAGCGCCCCCGAGAUCGACGAGCUGUGCCGCAUCGCGCUCGAGAACGGCUCGUACGGCAGCAGGCUCACCGGCGCCGGCUGGGGCGGUUGCACUGUCCACAUGGUGCCCGCCAACAAGGUCGCCGCCGUCAAGGAGGCCUGGGAGCGGGAGUACUACUCCAAGCGCGAGCUUACCGAGGAGCAGAAGGAAGGGGCUGUUGUCGUGAGCCGGCCGGGCAGCGGAAGCGCGGUGUAUCUGCUCAAGGAAGGCUCUUUGUAG
This is a messenger RNA of Colletotrichum graminicola M1.001, 1581 nucleotides long. RefSeq names its product galactokinase. The transcript has 2 exons. Gene Ontology annotation, biological process: carbohydrate phosphorylation; galactose metabolic process. Gene Ontology annotation, molecular function: ATP binding; galactokinase activity. Gene Ontology annotation, cellular component: cytoplasm; cytosol. The record is from RefSeq and is a predicted model, not a curated record. NCBI's taxonomy places the organism in Eukaryota, Fungi, Ascomycota, Sordariomycetes, Glomerellales, Glomerellaceae. Bases 1 to 1581 code for a protein of 526 amino acids.